Molecule: messenger RNA, 3044 nt
Organism: Saccostrea echinata
Lineage: Eukaryota; Metazoa; Mollusca; Bivalvia; Ostreida; Ostreidae
Product: methionyl-tRNA formyltransferase, mitochondrial-like
Exons: 10
Coding region: 98-1525 (475 amino acids)
Biological process (GO): biosynthetic process; conversion of methionyl-tRNA to N-formyl-methionyl-tRNA
Cellular component (GO): mitochondrion
Molecular function (GO): methionyl-tRNA formyltransferase activity
Source: RefSeq, a predicted model, not a curated record
ACAAGUUACAAAUGAUAAAAUUACCAGGGAAAAGGUCAAGAAUGGUUUGAUAGAAGCAGCUUACAAUAUCCUAAUGGAACGAUGAUAGACUAGCAAAAUGACAUUUAUACCGAAAAGACAGAUAUAUUUGCCACAUGUGUUGAAACAUACAUCUUUCCAUCAAAAUUUUUGCUUCUCAACAUCAAUAAGCACACAUCAAAGUUUCCAAAAACUGGACAAUCAGCCAAAGUAUUUCUUUGCAUUUCCAACAAGAAAAUGCAACAAUGGUUUAAUGAUAUUUCAGAAGGAUUCUGGUAACUUCCAGUGGAUAUGUGCAAGUUUCUUUUCAUCUUCUCCCAUUCAGUCUACUGAUAAGCAGCAAAUUUUCAAGAAAUCAUGUUUUGGACGAAUGUCUGUGACAAAGCACCUGCCAAGGCCUAAACCUCCAUGGAGGGUGCUGUUCUUUGGUACAGAUAAUUUCUCUCUGAGGAUGUUGAAAACUUUAAAUGAAAACAGGUUAAGCCAGGGAAAGGGCAGACUAGUAGAUACUCUUGAAGUGGUAGCAAUAAAGGCCAAUAAAAAAGGAUCAGAGGUUCCAGUACGUCGGUAUGCAGAGGAGCAGGGAUUAAGGGUCCUGGACUGGCAGCCAAAGUUACACCCCCUGACUUAUGACGUGGGGGUCCUGGCAUCCUUUGGUUUCCUAAUCCCAUCAAAGGUUAUAGACAUGUUUCCCUAUGGAAUCUUGAAUGUCCACCCUAGUCUUCUGCCUAGAUGGAGAGGGGCUUCCCCAAUAGAACACACAAUCCUUUAUGGGGACACAGAGACCGGAAUCUCUAUCAUGGAGAUCCGACCAAAACACUUUGAUAUAGGACCAAUCCUGUUACAAAAACAGUAUUCUAUCCCAGACAGAGUUACAGCCCCUGAAUUGAGACAAAUAAUGGCUGAGAGGGGGUGCAAUGUGAUGAUGGAGGCAUUGUCUAAUCUGCCGGAGCUAGAACGGCGCGUCGUGGAACAGAGUGAGAUUGGGGUCACAUACGCUCACAAAAUAUCUCGCCAUGCCUCCUAUGUAGACUGGGAGAAUCAGACCUACCAAUGUAUAGACCGACAGCACCGAGCUCUUCAUGAGAUAGAAGCACUGAAAACGGUCUUCAACAAAACAAAAAUCAACCUUCUGGAUCCCUGUGAUUUUGAUGUUCUUAAUGCAGAUUCAAGUGUGGAGGAGGCAGUACAGAGGAGAUUUAACAGUCCCAGCUCUGAGGUACCACCAGGGUCACUGUUUUACAGUAAACCACACAAACUACUGCUGGUCAAAUGUAGGGAUGGUUGGACAGGGUUUGGAAGUGUUAUAAUAAGAAAGAGACAGAGUGCCAUGGAUUUCUACUGUGGAUAUCUCCAAAAGAAUCUGGAACCAAGAUUCCAGAGUCUUGAUAAUGGAAUACAAUUUAACCUGGAUCUCAUGACCCCUAGGGUACUACAUAGUCAGACAAUGCCUCUUAAAGUAAGGGAGGGAUGUUAUACAGACCUAAAAGUGGGUCAUGGUAGCUGACCGUAAAAUGAUGAUGGAGUACAGGUCAAUCUGGAUCUCAUGACCCUGAUGUUUCUACAUAGUGAGGCAGUGCCCCAUGGAGUCAGGGAGGAGUUUACAGACCUUUCAGUGGGGUCAUGGUAGCUGACCAUAAAAUGGGUCAUCACAUAAAUGCUGACCGUAAAGUAAAAUUUGAUGGCUGAUUUUGAUAAAACUGAAAGGAACCAUCAUUUUACUGAAAAUUCUCUUAGGACUAAAUGACAUGGAAGUUCAUGGGACUGAGUGCCAGAAGUAAAUGAUUGUAAAAAAUUUUUAGUACCUUUUUUGGCAAUUUCAGCAUAUUUUUCUGAUUCAAUGAAGGAGAAUGAUUACAUGCUAAUAAUGAAGUAGAAAUCCCUAACUAGAGUUGUCAUUCCUUGUCACACCAUACAUGUACACUGGCUCCAGAAUCAUGAAACAUCAGCUAAAGUCAAAAUCUAUAUAUUGAACUGAAAUUAUGUUGACAAUCCAUAAUGAAAAUGUUAUUCAGCAUUGCAUCAUUAAACUAUUGUUAUCAGCAAAUUAAGAGAUUAAUUUACAUUUUACAGAUAAUUUAGAUUGCUUCAUGAUCCCUGUUUUUUGGGGGGAAUUUUGUAACUGACAGAUAUGUUUUAUGAAUGAUUUAAUGAAUAUGGUAAAUAAACCAUAGUGAAUGUGAUUGCAAGAUAAUUAGAUAUAGAACUUUUUAUAUGCAUGGAAGUGAUACAUGUGCAUGUAUAUUUGUGUGAUUGAAAAUGGUUUAUGUGAUGUGUACAGAGUAUUUGUAUCUUAAACAAAAUACAUUUUAAUACUGAUCACAGUUAGAAGUCAUAAUCCAUUUUGGAAUUUUAAUGUCUUCCAUCCCAAAAAUAUGAAAUGAUGUCCAAUUUUUAUGAUGAUUAGUUAAUUCUUUCAUGUUAAUGAAGUGGGUUUUUGCCUUUAAAAAUUUGCCUUAUCAAGAAGUCGAUGAAUGGAAAAAUGUUUUCUUCAACUAUCUUUGAUUGAAUUUUCAAUAGAAGAAUAUAAUGAUGAAUCCUAAACAUGAAUUUUUAUGCAUGGAAUAAGUUUUCAUUGUCCAUUUCCUUGCUCUCUUAUGAAUGGUUAAUAGAAGGGUGAAGGCAUCGUACUGUCAUACACUAUUUAUUGAUAUUCUACUGGUUAAUAAUGCUAAUUAUUGGUAGGAUGUGAAUAUAUAUAUGUACCAUUACAAAAUACUGUGAUAUGUAAAUAAUGAAUACGAGUCUGAUGUCCCAACCUUAGGAAUUCAAAUGUAGGUUUUAAUUUAUCAAAACCUUGUUUAUCUCCAUUUUUUUUUUUUUUCGACUAGUUUCUCUAGGAUCAAAACAUAAGUGUUGUAUUACAUCACGUACCAUAUUAAUGAAUUUAUAAGCCUUUGCUUUCUCAAAGUUUAAAAUUUUUAUGAGACUUAAGCUUGACAGCACUAUGUAAUAUCAAAGUUAAUAGAGAAAACUGUAUUUCCUCAAUUUAUUUAAAAGAUAAUAAAGAGAUCAUAAACAUUUUG